Messenger RNA from Humulus lupulus (European hop), 1168 nucleotides. RefSeq names its product phosphomevalonate kinase, peroxisomal-like. The record is from RefSeq and is a predicted model, not a curated record. Gene Ontology annotation, biological process: isopentenyl diphosphate biosynthetic process, mevalonate pathway. Gene Ontology annotation, cellular component: peroxisome. The transcript has 7 exons. Bases 1 to 1044 code for a protein of 347 amino acids. NCBI's taxonomy places the organism in Eukaryota, Viridiplantae, Streptophyta, Magnoliopsida, Rosales, Cannabaceae. Gene Ontology annotation, molecular function: ATP binding; phosphomevalonate kinase activity.
AUGGCUCUCUUUCGGUGCAGGGUUGUUUCUGCUCCUGGCAAGGUUUUGAUGACUGGGGGAUAUCUUAUUUUGGAGAGACCGAAUCCAAGGCUUGUUCUCAGUACAAGCGCUCAUUUCUACACCAUUGUUAAACCUCUUCUCGAAGAAAUUAAGCCCGAUAGUUGGGCCUGGGCAUGGACAGAUGUCAAAGUGACAUCUCCUCAGCUUAAUAGAGAAAGCAUGUAUAAGUUGUCAAUGAAAAAUCUGACGCUUCAGAGUGUUUCAAGGCAAGUUUAUACUGGGGAGUCGGGGAACCCUUUUGUGGAGCAAGCAGUGCAGUACUCUGUGGCAGCUGCAUAUGCUACAGCUGACAAGGACAUGAAGGAAGUGUUACAAAAACUACUACUGCAAGGUCUUGAUAUCACCAUUUUAGGUAGCAAUGACUUUUAUUCAUAUCAGAAUCAGAUUGAAGCACGUGGACUCCCUUUGUUGCCUGAAUCAUUGGCUGCUCUUCCUCCUUUUGCAUCAAUUACUUUCAAUUCUGGGGAAUCCAGCGGAGAAAAUAGCAAGCCAGAAGUUGCAAAAGCUGGAUUGGGUUCAUCUGCUGCUAUGACAUCUUCGGUUGUUGCUGCUUUGCUUCAUUACCUGGGAGUUGUUGAUCUUGCUCACGUGAAGGGCACUGCAGAUCUGGAUGUGGUGCAUAUUAUAGCUCAAACUGCUCAUUGCAUUGCACAGGGGAAAGUUGGCAGUGGAUUUGAUGUUAGCUCUGUAGUUUAUGGUAGCCAUCGUUAUGUCCGUUUUUCACCAGAAGUAAUCUCUUCUGCUCAGGUUGCCAUAAAAGGUGCUCCCCUGGGAGAAGUGGUUAUCGAAAUUUUAAAAGGAAAAUGGGACCAUGAGAGGACAAAGCUAUCCUUGCCACCAUUAAUGAAUCUUUGGAUGGAGCAAGCCACUCAACAAAGUCAAGAGGUCAUUGCCAAAGCUUUAUUAGGCGCCAGAGUUGCUAUGCUUGGGAUCCGGUAUCAUAUGCGUCUGAUGGGCGAGGCUGCAUGCAUUCCGGUAUAUUGAUCUGUCUUUGAUUGGAUUCUAGUCAGUUCAAUUGUUACAGUUAGGGUUUCAGUAUAACUUUUAUAUUUAUUAUUCCACUUUUAACUGUUUUAGUAAGAAAUCACCAAACAAAAGUGUACAACUU